GUCCAUACACAGAAACUGUCUCCUUUCACAAUCCUUUUGCCCCUCUCUCUCUUCCCCUUCUACUGAAUCUUUAUUUUUAUUGUUUUUUCUGCAAGUCGUUUUUGGAAGCAAUCCACUUGGCAAAUCCAGUACCAUUACUGCGUAGCUUGAGGAUAUGGAGAUUGCCAUUACUGAGUCUAUGCAGACUCUGUCAAUCCAACCUUCUCUUGAAUCUGGUCCCAGUUCCAGAAAGGAGCAUAUAAACCCAGAAACUGAGCCAGAGCCACCACACGAGGCUCUGUUCCUCGUCUUGGCUUACCUUCCUGUGUUUGAGCUUCUUAAUAUGAGUGAAGUUUGCAUGUCAUUUAGGGAUGCAGUGAACAGGGAUGUAUUGACAUGGCUGGAUAUUAUCAUUGAUAGGCCUUUGAGCUCAUGGUUAUCUAAUGAGAUUCUGAUGAAAAUUACUUCAAAGGCAAAUUGUAGAUUGAGAACUUUAGUUCUCAGGAAUUGUGCAAAAAUAACAGAUGAUGGACUUCAAAGGAUCAUAGAGAAAAAUCCUUUUAUCAGCAAGCUCCACCUACCAGCAUGUACUGGCUUAACCCCUGAGGGAAUUAUCAGAGCUGUGAAGACGCUGACCCAAAAUCAAAACAACUUAAACAGUCUGCAGAUACACAAUAUCCACAACUUAAAGAAAGAACAUAUUGAAGCCCUUCGCUCCUAUCUUCAAAUCAAUCCAUUACAGAGAAAACCGCAGCUUAUUUUCUAUCAUCACUAUAGAACUUCUUCACCAUCAAGAAUUAGGAAAAUUGAUCGCAUACUUGAUGUGGAUAUAUGUCCAAAGUGCAAUGAGAUUACAAUGGUUUUUGACUGCUCAAGGAAAAUAUGCUGGCAGAAGAGAGACAGGCUGCUUACAGAUUGCAGGGGAUGCAACUUCUGCAUUCCUAGGUGUGAAGAGUGUGGAGGAUGUGUAGAUACUCGGGAACUAGAGGAGACUGCAUGUGGAGACAUAUUGUGUUCAAACUGUUGGCUUCAUCUUCCAAAAUGUAAUUAUUGCAACAAACCAUAUUGUAAGAGAGAUGCCAAUAAGCAGUUCAAUUCACCAGGUUGUACUACUGGGUUCAUUUGUGAAGCAUGCCAUGUGAGUUAUCAGACAGUCAAGCUUGACUUAUGUUUCUGUUGAAUAUAUACGAGCAAUAAUGUGUAGUACAUUUUUGUUUCAGUUACAAAUCAACGUGGUUACUUGUUUCAGAUGUUUUA
This is a messenger RNA of Jatropha curcas, 1236 nucleotides long. RefSeq names its product RNI-like superfamily protein (gene MEE11). Lineage: Eukaryota; Viridiplantae; Streptophyta; Magnoliopsida; Malpighiales; Euphorbiaceae. Gene Ontology annotation, cellular component: cytoplasm. The record is from RefSeq and is a predicted model, not a curated record. Gene Ontology annotation, molecular function: protein binding.